AUGCAUCACGCUCCUCCUCCUACCUCCUCAUCGGGGGACCUUCUCGUUUCAGCCCCAGAAAACCAUCUCUCCGUCAAUUGGGAUCCGUCAUCACUUGCCAACCCACCUGUACCCCGAAUAGAUAAUAAUCCAAAAGAAACAGGGGGCACUUGGGGAGACGGAUGCAGCGCGGCUACAUCCCUCACGGAUAAUCAAGACGACACAACACUGCGCUCAUCGCUGGCGCGGCACUUCCGCACCAACAUAGACACUACACACACUGACAUCGUCCUGAUCAUCUGUGGCUUCGUCAGCGGUCUUGUAGAUGGCUUAUCGUUCAACGCCUGGGGGAGUUUUGCCAGUAUGCAAACAGGUAUGCCUCUACUUCACCCUCGUACUCGUACUAGUUCCGCCCAAGCAACCGCUAACCAACUACCCGCAGGAAACAGCGUCUUCAUAGCUCUAGGCGUCUCAGGCCAACCAGCUUACCCAGCCUACCUCUGGGCCAAAUCCCUAAUCGCUCUCACGGUCUUCAUAACCAGCAACAUCCUCUUCAUCCACGUCUCGCGGGCCCUCGGUCCCCGCCGUCGCUCAACCCUAAUCCUAUCUUUCGCCGUUCAAACCGCCGCUCUCCUCGCAGCAGCCAUACUCGUCCAACUAGGGGUUAUCAGCCCCAAACCUGAAGACCCCCGAGCCCCCAUCGAGUGGAUGCAAAUUCUCCCCAUCUCACUGCUGUCCUUCCAAGCGGGCGGGCAAAUCGUAGCAUCCCGGGUGCUGGAUCCAAAGUUGACUGAGAAGGUUAACCCGAAGCGCAAUAGAAGGGCUGGAGCCUUUCUGGCGUUAUUCCUGGGCGCUAUGACGGCUGGUGGGUUGUCGAAAGUUACAGAGAUGGCGGCUAGUUUGUGGUUUGCUUUUGUAUUGAAGUUCUUGAUUACGGCUGGGUGGUUUGUGUGGAAGAGGGAGGGGAGGACAGAGGGGAAGAGGGAUGUUGAGGGUUGA
Molecule: messenger RNA, 978 nt
Organism: Aspergillus oryzae RIB40
Lineage: Eukaryota; Fungi; Ascomycota; Eurotiomycetes; Eurotiales; Aspergillaceae
Product: YoaK family protein
Exons: 2
Coding region: 1-978 (325 amino acids)
Source: RefSeq, a predicted model, not a curated record